Messenger RNA from Enterobius vermicularis (human pinworm), 606 nucleotides. The record is from the annotation of a GenBank genome assembly. NCBI's taxonomy places the organism in Eukaryota, Metazoa, Nematoda, Chromadorea, Rhabditida, Oxyuridae.
AUGACGACGUUUGAAUUGAAGAUUACAGCACCUUCAAAUGAAUAUCCAUAUGUAAAACGUUUCAGCUCAGAGAUGAAAAUUUCCGAAUUGAAGGAGAAACUACAGCUUAUUGUGGGUACGCCAAAGGAAAAUAUGAAAUUAGAAUUACGCAAUAAAUCGGGGAACCCGAUAUGUGCACUGACGGACGAACAGCAAACUCUUGCAUCUUUGAAGAUGGCUGAUGGUAUGGAGGUUUAUGUAAAAGAUAUGUUUGGAAACAGUGGACUAAACAGUUUUCCACCAGUGGAGAAAUAUGUUUUGCCUGAUGAAAAGUAUAACGAACGGGCUGAAAGUGUUCGUACAUGGAGGAAACGAGAGCAGCUUUUGUCGAAAGCAAAUAUGGAGGAAGAGUCUGAAAAAAUUGCGAAAAGUAUCAAGCAAGGGGAUCGUUGCGUUGUCCAUUUGCAAAACCAACCGUCUAAAAAUGGAACUGUUUCAUACGUUGGAACAACUCAGUUUAAGCCCGGCUGGUACUUCUCUUGUCAGGAAAAGUAUGGAGGUUUUGUACGUCCAAGAGACGUACAAGUAAUUCAGCCUGCAAAUGAUGUUGAGAUGGAGGAGAUUUGA